Lodderomyces beijingensis is the source of this 6612-nucleotide messenger RNA. Lineage: Eukaryota; Fungi; Ascomycota; Pichiomycetes; Serinales; Debaryomycetaceae. The record is from the annotation of a GenBank genome assembly.
AUGAGUUCCGACAAUAAAUUCUUUUCCAAAUUGAAGCAUACUUUUAAAGGCGACAAGGAGAAGGAGUCUACAAGAACACCUUCGUCGCCCGAAUCGAAACGCCAGGAGAAUGUUUUGAACGAAGCUCACAAGGAAGGCGAAAACCUCGGCGCCGCCUCUACUGCAGCAGGUAGUGGGGCGGGCACCUCAACAGGAACCGGUGCUGGAGUGGGCGCUGGGGCAGCAGGCGCUGGGGCAGCAGGCGCAUCCACCGCAUCCAAAACCGGCAACAAGGAGCACGACAACAUCCUCAAGGAGGCCUGGGAUGAAGGCGAGAAAUUGUUUCACCAUCACGCAAAAACAGGCAAAACUGGCGGUCACUCGGGAAGUGGUGCAGCAGCAGCCGGGGCAGCAGCCGGCGGUGCUGGCGGCUAUGCAGCAGGCAAUGCCCACCCACGUCCUACUGGCUCGUCGGAAUAUGGCACGGGGGCAGACGAUGUCAUUGCCAGCUCUUCCAAGGGCAGAGUUGUUUCUCAACCACCAAUCCGCUCAAGACAGCCACUCGACCACGAAGUUCCAGGCGACUUUUCCAAUUCGAAAAACCCAACCGAUCCAACCGUCUUGGCUCAACAGGAAGGUGCUCGCGGUUCCAAGCAAUCCGGCACUAGACCAGAUGAAACAUUCCACGACAAUAGUGUUCUCGGGAACACCAACCCUAGCUACAGUGACGACGCCAGGCCAGCCCAGGGCCAUGGCAAAUUCUUUGAUCCAAGGGACACCCAGGGUGGUGUACUCGGGGCCGCUACCAGCUCGCCCGCAGCGGCUUCGGCUUACAACCGCGGCGACUACCAAGCAGACCAUCAAGAAGCAACCAAGGCCAAAUACGUUGAUACCGACCACUUGAAAACCAAGCCAACUGCUUACGAGCAAAGAGACAGAGAAAAUGCCUUUGCUGAAAAAGUUGAGGAUGAGGCCUACCAAGAAGGCAACAAGCAAGGUAGAAAGGACACCAAGGAGGAUCCUUCUUUAUUAGGAGCUAGACAAGUCGGUGGGGCAGGUACCACUGCUGACAAGGAAGAAGUUGAUCCUCAAGCUGUUCACCAGCAAAACAAGUCUGCUUACAAUGCCGAUGGUGUUUCCGGAAUCUUGAACAAGGAAAAAGGUCACACUGGUCAUUCAGCUGGUGGAGACCACGACCCAGCACAGGCACAGGCACAGGCACAGCAACCAAACGUUAUUCACACCGGUAACACCGCCAUUGGUGGUCCCGGUGUUGCUUCCGCCAAGCAAGACAAUUAUGACCCAGUUGCCACUGACCGGAAAAUUUCCGACCUCGACAAGGAAAUCAGCGAAACUGAUAGAAAGAUUAAAGAGUUGAGACUGGAGCCAAGCAACGCCUCGACUUAUGCCGUUCGGGACGAAGCCAUCAAGACCCCCAACGUUAGUGGUGUUGCCGAUGAUGACUACGACCAACACGAGUUCACCAACGCAAAGACCGACAAGAACACCAACGACAAUGCUUCUCAAGGCGCGGGUGUCUUGGCUGGUGCUGGCGGUGCCUUGGCAGCAGCAGCUGGAUACUUGGGAUUGAAUAAAUCUAGCGAGCAUUCGGACUCGCACAACAUUGAAAGUAUCAAGAAGGAUGCCUACGACGCCGGCUUUCAGCAAGGUAGAGAUCUCUACGAGGGUCUUGGCCAUGGCCAAGGUUCUCACGUGUCAGCAGCACAAGCCCAAGAUGCCAAAAAGGGUGCUUAUGAGAAAGGUGUCCAGUCAGGCGCUUACGAUCAAGGCGAAAAGAAGGCCGAGAAGGAAAAUCAAGGACCAGGCAUUGUUGAAGAAGCCAAGCAUGCUGUUGAAGGAGCAGCUGCAGCAGCUGCAGGCUACUUGGGAUUUGGCGCCGCAUCCGGUAACGAAAAGGAAGGACUGGGUGCUGCUGGAUCAACUACAGUCAAAGACAAGGCCAUUCUUGACGAAUCCUAUAAAGCUGGUCAAGACAAGUUUAAGAAGGAACAAGCUGAAACUUUGCACUCAAGGAGCACAGGACAAGAUGGCACUCCCCAAGAGGGGAUCCUUGGCAGGGCUGAGCAUGCAAUUGAAGGUACUGCCGCUGCCGCUGCAAGCUACUUGGGACUUUCGGGCGCUACUCAAGGUGGACAAGCGUCUCAAGCUCCUUCUACUCAGCAAAAGGAAGUUUUGAAUAAAUCUCACGAUGAAGGCAAGAAGAAGGAAGUUUUGGAUGAAUCUUAUGAUAAAGGUAAGCAGCAGUUUAAAAACGAUCAAGCUCACACAGGAGCUACUCCAAUAAGCAAGGACCAGACUACUGCCGGAGGAGAUGGAAACGUUUUGGAUAAAGCCGAAAAGGCAGUCGAGGGCGCUGCAUUUGGUGCAGCUGGAUAUGCUGGUUACGUUGCCCACGCUGUUCAAAGUAAGGCGGCCGAUUUUACUUCUGGACAAGGUUCUUCUGCAGGUGCAAGCACUGGCACUGGUGCAGGUACAUCUGCAGUUACUGGCGCAAGUGCAGGUACCGGUGCAAGUACCGGUGCUGCUUCAAGCUCUAAAUAUGCCAAGGAAAGUGAUGUCAGGGACUCAUUGAUCGAAGAUGCUGAAAAAGUCGAUCCAGAGAUUGAGAAGCUUCCACCACACAAGGUCAACAAAAAGGAGCUUGCAGAGGAAGAGAGUUUCGGCCCAGACGCAACUGCUGAAGAAGAACACACUGUUUACAGCAACAAAGUGACCGAGGGUGAAAAGAACGCCUCCAAGUGGAACAAGGAACACGGUUUUGUCGAACCAACAAGCAACCACCCUACUGAGAAGGAACUCGACGUUAGAGACUCGCUUAUCGAGGAUGCCGAAAAAGCAGAUCCAUCGAUUGCGAAAGUCCCUGCUCACAAGCAAGACAAGAAGAAGUUGAAGGAAGAAGAAACACUUGCUCCUGACGCCACUGAAGAGGAGAAAAGUACCAUUGCCAAAAGCCAAUUCAAGGAAAUUGAAGAUGACGUUGCCGCCUACAACAAAAAGCACGGUUUCACUAGUGGUAGCAAAAAAUCAUUGAUUGACGUUGCUGAAGAAUCUGAUCCAAGUAUUGAAAAAUUGUCACCCCACCACGGUAAAUCAAUCGAUCAGGAAGGUACAACUAAAUCAACUGAUCACGGUAGUGACGUGCAAGCCUUGCCAGCUGGUGCUCCACAAGUCACCACCCAAGAAAUUAAAGAAAGCUUAGGUGUUGCCCACGGUGGUGAUGCCUCUUCUGCGAGGCAUCGCACGCCCCACAAAGGAAGCUUAAGCUCAGGAAAGGAUGACAAAAGUAGUAAAAAGUCUGUUGGUAGCGGCUCGGGAACAGCUGCCGGUGCUACUAGUACUCCUUCUUCAUCUUCAUCAUCUUCUUCGCCAACUAAGAAGCAAACGCAGGGAACUGGUUAUGGUGCAACCCCAGCACACAACAGUAAGGACGUUUCCGGUGCUGCAUUCAACUCUACUCAACCACUCGGAUCGGAAAAGAAGGAGGAUAAUGUAAAGAAGGCGUUGGAUCCAAGAUUGAAACAGGAAGUAUAUGAACUGGGCUAUGAAAGCGCACUCGGAGAUCUCAAGAGCAAGAACCAUGGACGUGAUGCUACCGCUGGCACUGCUGGCGCCGCUGGUGCUGGUGGAUUUGUAGCUUCUUUGGACCAUAAGUUGAAAAAAGAGUUGUAUGAUCACGGAUUCAGAAAAGGAACGACUGAUCACACUGCAGGUGUUGGGUCUGGCAAGACUGACGCUUCGAAGUCAGACUUGCAUCCAUCGUUGAAGCAGGAACUUUUCGAGCUCGGCCAUGCUAAAGGUAGGAGAGACCUCCAAGGUCAACAGAAAGAUGUUGUUGCUGGCGACUCCCGCCACCACGACUCAAAGUUUAAGGCUGAAUUUGAAAAAUUAAAGCGUGAUUUGUUUGAACACGGUUACGCCAAGGGAAGCACCGAAAAUAAAAAGGCAAGAGACAACCGGGCUCAUGGCACGCCAUAUGGCUCUUCUAAUAAGGAAGCUGCUGCUAUUGGAGCUGGAGCUGGAGCUUAUGGUGCUUCCAGACACGCCAAUGAAUAUGGUCAACCAGCUGAACGCGCCAACCUUGACCGCAACUCUGAGUUGGUUGGUGAACUGACUGCUCACAAGAGAGGACAGGAUAAUGAAGAUAAUCUUGUUGUUGAAGUCAUUGGUAUCGAAGACAAGGACGAGGCUUUGAAAACGGCUAGAAACGCCUCCAAGAAAUUGGACGAGAGAGGUGUUGAUUUGACCACUGGAAAAUUGGUUAUUGAUGCCAACAAUAAGGAAAUCUACAAAGAGGAAUACGUCAGUGCUAGAGAAGUUCCAGGUCAAGGCUACGGCCACGGCCACGAUCUAGUUGGUGUUGCCGAAAUUUUGGGUCAAGCCAGAGCUGCAGGCUACGUUCACGGCCACACUAGUCAUCGGGACACAACUUAUAAAGGUGCUGGCGUCGGUCAAAAGACUGGCAUUGUGCCUGAUACUUUGGGUCAAUCCAGAGCCGCUGGUUACACCCACGGUAGUCAAUACGAGCCAGAUACUAGAUAUGAAGGAUCCGGUGCAGGUCAAACGACUAAGCUCGUGCCUGAUACUUUGGGUCAAUCCAGAGCCGCCGGCUACACACACGGUAGUCAAUACGAGCCAGAUACUAGAUAUGAAGGCACCGGAGCUGGACAAAGGACAGAACUUGUUCCUGGACAAGGUAAGGAAGCCGAUGAGUCCGAAUUGGCCAGAAAGAGAUUACAUGAUGCUGCUCGUAGAAACGCUGGAAUCAGUUCCGGUACAGCUGGUGCUGGUGCUGGUGUUGGCGCUGCUACGGGAGCGGCAGCUGGUGGCUUGUCUGGACAUGGUGCAAGCAAACCUGCUACUGUCCCUUCAAGCAAAUCCACCAAAGGUGACGAUGACGAAAUCUUUGUCAAUGUCAAAGGUAUCAAAGACAAUGCGGUAGCCACCAAGCUUGCCAGAGCUGCAGUUGCAAGAUUGCAAAAAACCCACGGCUCUGUGAUUGCCAAGGUGAAAGAGUUGCAAGUCGACGCUAGCUCGGGAGCAGUCAGAGAUGAAAACGGUCGUGAAAUUGCUCGUUAUGAGGAUUUGACUGUUGAAGGUGCUUCCAGUAGAUCUUCAAGUCGUGGAUCAACUCCAAAGAAGACAUCGGCUGCCUCAUCAACUGCUGUCCCAUCUGCUAUUCCUCACUCGCCAAUCCAAGCUCGUGGCGGCACCUCUGGUGCCUCUACCGGAGCCGCUACCGGAGCUGCCACUGGAGCAGGCGUUGGAGGUUUAGCUGCUGCUGCUGCUAGAGAUGCAUCCUCUAAGCACCACGGUGCUGGAUUGACUGAGCCAACUCACCAUACUCAAGCAAAUACAAAAUACGAUUACCAGAACCAAGCUAAAGUGCAAUCACCUUACCCAUCUGGUAACCCAGCUGUCAAUCAAAAUUACAGUUCGAAAGAUACUUAUGGUUCUGGCUAUGAAAAGGGCCGUCCUGUUGACAAGGCCACUGGCUAUGGUGUGGGAUCUGGUUCGGGAUCUGGUUAUGAUUCAUCAAAAAUCCACUCCAGUGGCCACUCCAAAGAUGUUAACCCAGCUUUGAGUCACAGAACUGGUUACGACGAAAGCAAGAUCCACUCUUCAGGUCACUCCAAGCUCAGUAACGAAGGAUAUGGCUCUUCAUUAGGUUACUCAAGUACUGCUCCACAACACACAAACGUUACUGACGAAAAGUAUUUGCACAACACUCAUGGACAAACUGGUGCUUCUGGUGGAUAUUCAUCACCAUCACAAGUUGAUAGAGCCAGCCAAGGACUUCCAGAAAGCACCACUGAUGAUACCAAUGGAUUACCCACGUAUUCAAACUAUGACGCACCAGGAAGUACAAGCCAUUCCUCCUCUGGAGCUGCUGCUCGCAAGGGAGAAUCUACUUCCCUGGACGGCCUUUCCGGCUUAGCGUCAAGUAUCGUUGGUGCAUCAGGUCUCGGUGGAGCUUUGGCAUCGUUGGGUGUCACCGAUGGCAACAAAAGUGCCCACAACGAUACUACUACUGGAGCUAAGACCGGAGCUGGUUCCGAUCAACACUUGUCUGGAUCAAACGCGUACCCAAAAUCUGCCGUGCAUGAAUACUCAUCCAACAUCAACGAUACUUCAGGACACCACGGCCAGGCAGGUAGAUCAUCUCAUGGAAGUUCGACUGAACCAAGUGUAAACUACGGCUCACGUCAAGGCUCACGUCAAACACCACAAAUCAACCCGGUCUCAAGUCCAAACUAUGUUCCUGAGUCCACUUUGAAAUCCGCAACCUCUGCUGCCCGUGGUGGAUAUCCUAGUGGAGCUUCAGGCAUUGCUGGUUCUAGUUCUGGCUCUGGUUCUGGCUCGGGAAAUGUGCCUAGAGACUUUGACGCCACAACCACUGCAUCUGAAUAUAUUAAAGAUGGAGGAUUAGACGAUAAAAAGACUGCUACUUCAACUAGCGACUUUGCAAAACCCGCCACUACCGCAACGGGUAGUGGUGCAACUGGCGAUUUAAAGAGUGAAGGAUUGUCUUCAACAACUGCUGCCCCUGUUGGACAACCUGCCACUACUAAUACUGCACCUCAAACUAUCCACAUGCCAGGUGGAUGGAUUUAA